AUGGUCACCAUGUCCACCGUGGGUUAUGGGGAUUUGGCACCCACCAUUUGGUAUUCGCAGUUGCUGGGCAUUGGCUUCAUUUUAGUUGGCAUCAUCGUGGUGUUUGGACAACUUGGCGAAGUAGUUGGAUUCGUCAUAGAACCAUUCUUCGAUAAGAUGCGUGAAGUGCUGGAUCGGAUCUGGAAGCCAACAGAGAUCGAGAUCAAGGAAGGCAACAAGGUCCUGAAAAAGAUCAAGGUGCCAGCGAGACCGGUCAUCUACUUCACCAAGGGCCUCAUUGGUCCUUUGAGUAUUCUGCUGCUCUUUCAAUUCCUCUCCGCCAUCAUUUUUGUCUUUGUCGAACCGGGGUGGGACUUGUGGACCGCCUGGUGGUACGUCAUGGUCACGGCCACCACCGUAGGAUAUGGUGACUUCUCUGUCUCCCGAACCAACAAUGAUGGUGGGCUGAUUUGGGCCUCACUUCACAUUCUUCUGUCCUGCAGUUUGUUGGCCGCGCUGAUUGGAGACAUUUCAGAGCUGAAGCAAGAACGAAGGGAGCAGUUGAUCCAGAUCAAGCACUACUUAAAGUGCCACGAGCCGGAGACUUUACAAGCUUUGGACAAGGAUGGCGAUCAAAAGCUGCGCAAGGAGGAGUUUGUCCUAGGGAUGCUGAAGAAGAUUGGCAAGCUGGACAAGGAGGAUGUGCAGUUCAUCGAGGCCAUUUUCGACAACAUCGAUGCGGUCGAUGGCGUUCCGGAUGGCUCCGUGAACACGGAGAAGUUUGAGAGAGCUGAAGUGCGAAGCAAGAUGUCCACGGAGAGAGAGCUCGCUUGGAAGAAGUUGAGCUUUUGUGUCAAGCAGGAGCUCAAGUACAUGGACGUGAGAAAUGCCAUGAAGGAAGAAGUGCGGCCAACAUCCAAGGUGGCUCCUGCCAAGGUGGAUGACGCUCCUCCCUUGCCACCGCCAGCUGAGGCACCACCCACACCCACGCAGCACACCCAGGGUGGCUGCACGUGCAACGUGCACUACAUCUACCCACCCACGCCAUGUCCCUCCUACCAAGUGACCAACGCAGCCCCACCCGGCUCACCCAGCUCACCCUUUUCACCCACGCCCUGUCCAUCCUACCAGGUGUGUCCAUCCUAUCAGCCUGUGCUCCGCUAUCCACCGCCACCACCAUAUCCACCACCUCUGCCCAGCACUGGAGUUUGGUACAUGACCUAUUGA
Molecule: messenger RNA, 1206 nt
Organism: Durusdinium trenchii
Lineage: Eukaryota; Dinophyceae; Suessiales; Symbiodiniaceae
Source: the annotation of a GenBank genome assembly